Molecule: messenger RNA, 1690 nt
Organism: Scomber scombrus (Atlantic mackerel)
Lineage: Eukaryota; Metazoa; Chordata; Actinopteri; Scombriformes; Scombridae
Product: programmed cell death protein 10
Exons: 8
Coding region: 256-888 (210 amino acids)
Biological process (GO): positive regulation of MAP kinase activity; regulation of Golgi organization
Cellular component (GO): Golgi apparatus; FAR/SIP/STRIPAK complex
Molecular function (GO): protein kinase binding
Source: RefSeq, a predicted model, not a curated record
GGAAGAUGUCGCUCAGGCCAGUCCUAAAAAACUUCCGCCUUAAGUUGUAAAGAAAACAUAGCAGCUAAAAGGCAAUCGACGGCGUAACCAGCCCAUUUAAGAAGUCAGACCAAAGGCUCUAGUCACUCUGGGGCUCGUGUGGUUUUUAAGAGGGUGUGUGUGUGAGUGUGAGUGUGUGUGAGUGCAUGUGUGAGUGUGUGUGAGCGCUGCAGUUUCCUCCCCACCAUUUCACCAAGAGCUGCUCCUCCCUGGAGGAUGACAAUGGAGGAGAUGAAGAAUGAAGCGGAGACAAACUCCAUGGUAUCCAUGACGCUGUAUGCUGUGAUGUACCCAGUUUUCAAUGAGCUGGAGAGGAUCAACCUAUCAGCAGCUCAGACGCUCAGAGCAGCCUUCAUAAAGGCGGAGAGGGAGAACCCUGGUCUGACUCAGGACAUCAUAAUGAAGAUCUUGGAGAAAAAGAACGUCCAAAUCAACUUCACCGAGUCUCUACUGCGCAUGGCAGCUGAUGACGUGGAAGAGUUCAUGAUUGACCGGCCCGAGCAGGAGUUCCAGGACCUCAAUGAGAAGGCCAGAGCUCUGAAACACAUCCUCAGCAAAAUCCCAGAUGAGAUCAAUGACAGAGUACGCUUCCUACAGACUAUCAAAGACAUAGCCAGCGCCAUAAAAGAGCUCCUGGACACGGUCAACAAUGUCAUUAAGAAAUAUCAGUACCAGAAUCGCAGAGCUCUGGAGCACCAGAAAAAGGAGUUUGUGAAAUACUCCAAAAGUUUCAGCGACACCCUCAAAACAUACUUCAAAGACGGAAAGGCAAUAAAUGUCUUCAUCAGCGCAAACCGGCUCAUCCACCAAACCAACCUCAUACUGCAGACCUUCAAAACCGUGGCCUAGCCCUCAGAGACCACAAAGCCCUCCCCUCCGCACCCCCCACCACCCCUCAUCCCGCGGGAAGCAACUGCUAGGAUGGUGGAAGCUUGAAGAGCUCCUGACCCAUAUAUGUAAAUUAGAAAGAGUUGAUUUUAGGGUUGGGGUCGAUUCCAUCAGAGUCAAGAUUCUAGAUUCCAGUUCAAGAGACUGAAAAGUGCCAUUUGUCUUUUUUUCAAUGAGGAUUUUCCAGUCUUGAAAUGGAACUGAAUGGGCCCAAAGUCUGGUUGAUUGAUUUUAUUUGGACAGUUUUAAUUUAUAACCCCGGUCUUGUUGGGAGUAGGUGAGGCGAGGUGUUUAUUAAAGACUAAUUGCCAUUUUUCUAAUAUAUUCAUGUUGAUCAUUUUACUUUUAGCUUUUCAAUCAUGGCUACACAUUUGAGAGCGCAUUCAGUAGGGGUGCGUCUCGGUCGUCUAUACUGGUUUUCUCUUCUCGCCUCCCAUUUGUGUUAUUUUGCCAUGGUCUGUACGCACAGGAGAUGACAAAAAGCACUCGACCGCAGGUGAAAUAGCUGCGAGGAGAGGAGAGGAAGCAAUGUUGGACAUUUAAGAGGCAAACCCACAUUUCGUUUCUCUUUAUUAUCAGACGACAGAAAGCCAAAUGACUUCCAGCACAGUGUGCGCCUUACCAAGUCCUGUAACAUUCCCUCCUCUCAGAGUGUAAUGAAGUGGAACCAGUCCCUGCUGUUGCGGGAUGUAGAGAGAGAAAUGAAAGUUCUGUAUUUAACUGAUACCUGGUUGCAAAUGUUCAAUAAAUAGUUUCCAAAUGA